AUGCAAUCCAAAUUCUGGGCCGCGGGGGCGGAUUCACUAGAGUCGGAGUACUCGUCGGAGAGUGACGAUCAGGAACAGGUACAGCAGGAGAAGGCCGUCGCUCCGCCUUCUCGUUGGGCCGCCGCAGAGACAUCCUCAAGUGAUGAUGAAGGACGCGUUGUGAAAAGCCUAAAGGACAGGCGCUGGGGGGCUAUGCGCGAAGUUAUCCGUCAGAUGGAAAACCACAUGAAAAUCCUUGACUUCGCAGAGUUGGGAAAGGACUACGAAACCCUUUUGAAGAGCUACAACAAGGCGCACCAGGUGAUAGAGCAAGAGGGAGUGCCAAACUUUUUCAUUCGCGCUCUUGUGGAACUGGAGUCGUUUGUGGAGGAGAAGCUCAAAGACAAGGAAAACUUCAAAAAGCUCUCAAGGCCGAAGGCCCUCGCCCUCAACACCCUCAGAGCCAAAGUGCGCAAAACCACAGAGCCAUGGGCAUCCAGCAUUGCCGACUGCAAAGAAAAUCCUGAAAAGUUCGAAACACAGAGCGAAGAGUCCGACGAGGCUGACUCCGACAGCGAUUUCAGCGAAAACGAUAGCAGCGAGUUAUCCGAAUCAAGUGAUGGGAGCAGCAGCAGCUCCGAUGAUGAGGAAAAAGGGAGAAAGGGGAAGACGGAAGGCUCCGACGACGACAGUGAAUGGUCGGACUCAGAGGCAGAAGAGGAAAGCCAGGAGGAAGACGGUGACCGUCAGAAGGAUGCGAUGGCGAAAUGGGGCGUGCGAGAAGAAGGGGAAAAGACAAGGACUAAGUCUGCGAAGAAGAAGAGCUCCUCAAAGAGCUCCAAGACGCCUGCAAAAGAGCCCACGCCUGCUGGUGCCGAGGGUGGCUUCUCGACAAAGGACAUGCAGCAUUUGUUUGACAGCACGGAUAUUAAUGAAGAAGUGAUUGCGAAAAGGGUGCAGAUGGUGGUUGAGAAGCGAGGCAGGAGAGGCGUUGACAAGAUGGAACAAAUGCGCAUUCUGAAACGCCUCGCGGAACUGGCUGAGACCGUCAGCCCUCAAUGCCACUUGGAGGUUCUGGGCCAUUUAAUCAGCGCCGAGUUUGACACAACUUCGGGCGUGUUCACUAGUAUGCCGUUACAGAUCUGGAUGGAAACUUUUGCGGGGGUGAAGUUGUUGCUCAGCAUCAUGGAACAGAAUAAGGGCGCCUACCUCGUCCCUUUGGCCGGGCUGGCGGAGAGCUCAACGCCCGAAGAGAUACAGCAGAUGUCUGCCAGCAUUCUUACUUCAUUUGUGGAACGCCUUGAUGACGAUCUUACCAAAUCUCUUCAGUCAACUGAUGUCCAUUCUGACGAGUACAAAGAGAGGCUAGGAAAGAGCAUUGAUAUCCUUGCCCUGUUGUGGCGAACCUUCUGUUUCCUUGACGAGAGAGGAUUCAAAGCACAAGCUGCUACAGUCGCGCUAAAGGUCAAUGAGCACAUGCAUUACAAGCCCGAUACAAUCGCCUCCAAGAUGUGGGAUGUGCUUCGCAAGGAACUGCCUGAAGAGCUCUGCAAGGGACUCCCUGGGGGCAACCUUGCUCCCAGGGCUUUCAUUGAGACGCUGACGCGCUACGUCUUUAAGUACUCGGCGAGUCAGAGGGAAAAGAUCCGUGCCCUCCUGCACGUUGCGUACAGCAAGAGUUUGCAUGACGAUUAUUACCAAGCGCGAGAUUUGAUGCACACGCCGAACAUACAGGAGUUGGCGAUGCAGACGGACAUAUCAACCCAAAUACUGUACAACAGGAACCUUGUGCAGUUGGGGCUCUGCGCUUUCCGCAACGGCCUCAUACAGGAUGCCCACGCGUGCCUGUCGCAGAUCUGCCCCAAGCACAAGGAACUGCUGGCUCAGGGCCUGUCUAACCUUAAGAAUGUCGAGCGCACGCAGGAGCAGGAACGUGCCGAGAAACGGCGACUGUUACCAUACCAUAUGCACAUCAGUAUGGAGCUUAUUGAAUGCGUUCACAACAUCUGCGCAAUGCUCCUUGAGGUGCCUCAUAUGGCCCACGACGCAUUUGACCCGAGGAAGCGUCCAAUCAGCAAACAUUUCCGGCGCAUGCUGGAGAUGUACGACCGUCAAGCCUUCGUUGGCCCCCCAGAGAACGCCAGAGAAACUGUCAUGGCCGCCACAAAAGCUCUGCAGCGAGGGGAUUGGAGCGAUUGUGCUCGCCACAUUUGGAGCCUUAGCAUCUGGGAUAAGAUGUUCAAUAAGGAGCACAUUCAACAGAUGUUGCUGCAGAAGAUUAAGGCGGAGGCAAUGCGCACUUACAUAUUCACUUACCUCUCGCUUUACGAUUCUUUCGCAAUCGGGCAAUUGGCGAGCAUGUUCGACCUUUCGCUGAAUGCCGUCCACUCGAUCGUCAGCAAGAUGAUGAUAAAUGAGGAGAUCCACGCGAGCUGGGACGAGACAAGCCAGUUCAUUUUAAUCAGUCGCGUCAAGCAUACACGGCUUCAGCAGCUGGCACUGACACUUGCGGAAAAUGUCGCGAAUGCCGUUGAACAGAACGAGCUGACCCUCAACAUGAAAAACCCGAAGUUUGCUUUAACACACGAGCGGCGCUUUAUGAGAGAUGGCGACAGGGCUGGCUGGGGCACUCGUGACCGCGAAGAUGGAGGGGGGCACCGCAGCAGACCAGGAUUCCGCGGUCGUGCAGGGCUGAACCCUGUGGGCGCUAGGGGACGCGGUUUGGGUAGGGGGACCUACAGAGGCAGCGGCUUCAGAGGCAACAGAGGAAGCGGGGACUACAGAGGGGAUUACCGCGGAGAGAGUAGGGGCGAUCGUGGAGAGUACAGAGGCAACUCAGAUCAGCGAGAUCCCUUUCGCAUCAAGUUCAGCAGUCCUCUCACAUACAAUUAA
Eimeria necatrix is the source of this 2871-nucleotide messenger RNA. RefSeq names its product eukaryotic translation initiation factor 3 subunit 8, putative. NCBI's taxonomy places the organism in Eukaryota, Apicomplexa, Conoidasida, Eucoccidiorida, Eimeriidae. The coding region runs from base 1 to 2871 and encodes 956 amino acids. Gene Ontology annotation, biological process: translational initiation. The transcript has 11 exons. The record is from RefSeq and is a predicted model, not a curated record. Gene Ontology annotation, cellular component: eukaryotic translation initiation factor 3 complex. Gene Ontology annotation, molecular function: RNA binding; translation initiation factor activity; translation initiation factor binding.